AAACCAAAAUUUUAAUUUUGAUUAUAUAAACAUUUCAAAUGAUUUCACCUGUAGUUUAAUAAUAAAGUUGAAUCAACAAAUGAUAUGUUUGAGAUUAAUUUCUUUUUUCUGUACAAUUAUCAUGUUCUUCACAGUGCUUAACAGUGUUGUUGUUUCCAUAGAAUCAAUGACGGUUCUCAAAAGGUACGUCCUAAGGCUGUUCAUGUCGAUCAAGUACAUAACAGCAAACGUAGUGGAUAAAAACAACGGGAGAGUAGUGACAACAACUUCAACGGUAGAGCACGCAGUCAAGAACUCACUAGAGUGUGGUCGUACUUGCAAUGCCAAAGCAGCUGCUAUUCUAGGAGAGGUUUUGGCGAUGAGGCUGAAAGUAGAAGGGCACCAAGAUGGGCAAGGAAGAGGCAUCCACGUCGAUGUCAAGAAAGAAAUCGAAAAGAAAGGGUUCAAGAGUCGAACCAAGGUAUGGGCUGUUAUUAACUCCGUAAGGAACAAUGGUGUUACGCUAAUUCUUGAUGAUUUUAAUGUUGAUGAGGACAAAUAUUAUCGUUAUCGUUCUGACGAGGGCCAUCAGUGAAUUCUCCUUCUGUCGAAUCUUAGAUUCUGUUCUACAUAAACUUGGAAUAGUCAAAUCUUUGUGACAAUAUAAAGUGUUCAGUGAAUAAAAUUAGCAGGUUUUAAAUUAGUUAAUAAACUACUCUAUUAGCUUAGUUAUCAUAAACUUGGAAUAGUCAAAUCUUUGAGAGUUUUGCUGACGUCGUUUCGUGUUUAGUGUUGACUUAUUUAUUUAUUUUUAUUUUUUUGACAGAGUGUUGACUUAUUCUAAACUACUCUAAUAUGAUAUGUAUACGGAUAAACUUAUUAUGAUAUCUAUAAUUAAGUGUUUCAUUAGCUAAUUAUUAUGAUAUGUAUACAGAUAAAAUUAUUCGUGUAUAAUAUUUUAUUAAUUUUUAGAAUUAUUAAAUUGAAGAAAAUGUUUUUAAGAUUCAAUUUUUAAAAGAAUUUUUAUUUUAUUUGAAAUAAAAGUAUUUAUUUAUUUCUAUUAGAUUAUUUGGUGUUUGUGUGUUUCAGAAACAUCAAUGUAAAUAAGUUUAUUUUUAUUUAAUUAGAUUAAGUAACAUUAAACUACUUGGUUUUCUAUGACAUGCGCAUGAAAUAUUUUUUCUAAGAAUAAUUUUAUGUAAAAUAAAAUUUGAAUUAUGCUUUACUGGUUUACAAUAUUUUAAUUUAUUUUCUCAACUAGUUAAACAAUAUUUUAAUUUAUUUUUUAUUUAGUUAAAAUUAAGUUUAAAAUAAAAAAAUUGUUUAAUAAGUAUUUUAUUUUAAUUAUUUUUAUAUUUGAGUUCAUGUAUAUUUAGUUUUACAUUUUUAUAGAUUACAAUAUAUUAACUGAUUAAAUGAUUUAUUAUAUUUGUUUUUAUAAAAUAAUUGUUAAUCAUAACAUUUUAUAGCAUUUAAAUCCAAUUAAGUACAAUAACUUAAAACUCAGGUUAGUCAUAUAUUUAUGCCAUUUAACAGAUAUAACAUAUUGAUCGAUUGGAAUCUAUUCUAUUAAAACAGCAGCAUGACCUAUUGAUAAAGGUUAUGUCCAAUUUAUUUUAUAAUAACUUCUAAUUAAUUAUCUAAAUAUAUUAUGUAACCACCUUCUAAAUAUAACUGCAUCUAAAUAAUUUUAGUUUUGGACUAACUAUCCAUUAUGUGGGGCCCAACAUUAUUUACGUUAAUAGAACUUACAGUCCUUUAGUGAUCAAAUCUUAUUGGCUAAGUUCGAUUUUUAAUUUCCAAAGAUUUAAGUUUUUCUAUUGCAGUUGUCUCAAAAAAACUUUUACUAUUUAUACACUUUUUGACAGCAGUCAAUAAUAGUAGGAAAACUAUUUAUACUAUUGAAUUACUAAACAAAAUUGUAAUUAUACUUUAUUAUUAAAAAAAUUAAUAACUGUUUAGUAAUACAAGCGUGUAAUUAUGUAACAUCACAAAUUCAAUACAAUUAUCAAAACCAAUUACUAUUAAUUAAAAAAAAAUUUAUACAAAUAUGAUAUAAAGAAAAACAAAUUAACGUAGACAGUUUAUCUGGAUCCAAAGACUCAAAUCAGAACCGACUCAAAAAUACAGGUCCGGGUCCAUGCUAAAAUGCCUAUUGGUUCUUUUUUAAACUUGCGGGUCUCUGUUCGGGUCUGAAUCUUACCCGAGAUCCGAUCGUGUACCCAAAAAAUCUGAAAAUUAUUGUAUAUCUAUUCUAUUAAAUUAGGAACAUGACCUAUUGAUAUAUGUUUAGUCCAACUAUUAUUUUUCACAUGAUCUACUUAAAAAAACAAAUAUUUUAUAACUGCAUGAAAAUUAAACAAACUCUAUCUCGGUAACUACCUUCUAUUGGUCAAUACAUAUUUUUUGUAACCUCCUCACCAAAAUUAUCGGUGGCCACCUCUUUUCAAUAUUAUAUUAGCCAACAAUUAUAUAUUAUGUAACAAUUAUUCAAACGAAAAUAUAGCAACAAUUAUCGGUGAUCAUCCUUAUUGCUGCAGCAAAAUUUUUCCUCUUAAUAGUAUGUUUCCAAAUUUUGGCCCUUUUUAUUAUAUUUUUGUACCUAAGAUAUAAAAAUUCUUUUAAACUAAUUCAGAAAUGGCACUCUUAGUUAAAAAAAAACAAUUAUUCCUUCCUUUUGGGUUUAUACCUUCUUUUUUGUCAUUUCUUUUGGGUUUAUUCCAAAAUUAAGUUUACUCUUUUCGACAGUAUUUCACCCAAUUUUUUUUAUCUUUUUGUGUUAUUAAAUAAUCUCAAUCUGUUUCUUUUUAGAAUUUUAACCUUUUAUUUAAUUAAUAUAACACGUUAUUUUAUAUAGUUAUGUACCCAGUUACAUUAUUGACAUAUAUUUCUACAAUGAUAUAUUAAUUAUUCCUCAUAAUAUUGGUUAAGAAGUAUAAAAUGUAGUUAUUAUAUUAUAGAUACUUUAUAUUUGUUAAGAAAUACAAAAUAAAACACUUAUAAUAUAUGAUUACAUGAAAAACCCAUAUAUAAAAAUUAAAUUUCUCAAAAAAAUUAAAU
Messenger RNA from Brassica rapa (field mustard), 3039 nucleotides. RefSeq lists its product as uncharacterized. The record is from RefSeq and is a predicted model, not a curated record. Gene Ontology annotation, molecular function: 5S rRNA binding; structural constituent of ribosome. Lineage: Eukaryota; Viridiplantae; Streptophyta; Magnoliopsida; Brassicales; Brassicaceae. Gene Ontology annotation, biological process: translation. Gene Ontology annotation, cellular component: ribosome.